AUGGCGUCCCUGGGCCUCAAGCCUGCCGCGGAGGAACCUCAAGUCCCCAGCUUAGAGGGUUGCAGCGGUUCUUCAAUGUUUGAGGCCCUGGCCAGAUUCAAGGACCCCUCCCGGGUGUCUGAACCAGAGAAGACCCUUACUUUGGUGAAGGGAACCGGCUCCUGCCUGCCAAGGAAUGUGCUCAGCGAGAGGGAGCGCAGGAAGCGAAUCUCUGUAAGCUGUGAGCGCCUGCGGGCCCUGCUGCCACAGUUUGACGGCCGGCGGGAAGACAUGGUCUCAAUCCUGGAGAUGGCUGUUGAGUUCCUCCAGCUUGUCCACACCACGGUGCCCGGCUGGGAGCAGCACAGUGUUCCCACUUCCUCUGGGAAGACCUGGCAUGCGUGGCAGGAGGAUGUUCUGCAGUUGACCCUGGCGAGUCGGAGUCCAGCUGGCAGACAAGACCUGGGGACAGCAGUGUCGGAGCCUUCCAACCUGGUGUCCCGGCCUCCACCCUGGCCACCUCACCCACUACAGUCAGCCUCCCCUAAGCUGAGGGAAGAGGUCCCUGGAAGGCUGUGCCAGGUGGGGUCUCUGACAAGGGGCACUGAGUCUCCAGGUGGGAUGAUUGAAGAGGCCAACACAGGUCUGAUGCCUGUGCUGGAUGCAAGGUCUGUGUCAGGGUCCAACGUAGAGGAUGGAACAUCUUUCCUGCUGACUGCCAGUCCUGACUGGUGGCUGGGGCCCAUGGAGGGCAGGGGAGGUGCAGCCCCAGCCAGGAACAGCCCAGUGGAUAGGGCAGAGCUGAGCUUUCUGGGGGAUCCUGAGUCUGGCUCCCAAGAGACCCAAGAUACUUCUCUGGAGCCGUGGGUGUCAGACCUGAGCAGCUGGGGCCUGGCCCUCAGGGAUGACGUGGACAGCAUCUUCUCCGACUUCUUUGCCUCUUAG
This is a messenger RNA of Castor canadensis (American beaver), 924 nucleotides long. RefSeq names its product spermatogenesis and oogenesis specific basic helix-loop-helix 1 (gene Sohlh1). Gene Ontology annotation, biological process: spermatogenesis; regulation of DNA-templated transcription. Gene Ontology annotation, molecular function: RNA polymerase II cis-regulatory region sequence-specific DNA binding; DNA-binding transcription factor activity, RNA polymerase II-specific; protein dimerization activity. NCBI's taxonomy places the organism in Eukaryota, Metazoa, Chordata, Mammalia, Rodentia, Castoridae. The record is from RefSeq and is a predicted model, not a curated record. Gene Ontology annotation, cellular component: nucleus.